Oreochromis aureus is the source of this 534-nucleotide messenger RNA. Its product is annotated as transmembrane protein 229b-like. The record is from RefSeq and is a predicted model, not a curated record. Lineage: Eukaryota; Metazoa; Chordata; Actinopteri; Cichliformes; Cichlidae. The transcript is spliced from 2 exons. Bases 4 to 534 code for a protein of 176 amino acids.
GCAAUGGAGACGAGUAAACUCAAUGUGAGGCGAAUGCGAGGUAACGAUCAAGGUAUUGUUGAAAAUGACUCCCCAGCAGAACCACAUGGCAGCAGCCCUCCCCGACCUGUUUCUGCUCUUGUUCGUCUCUACGUGUAUGCGCUGCAUGGCUGCCUCUGCGAGGUGGCCUUCACUGCUGUGUGGGACUGGUGCAGCACCCAGGACAGGAGGCUGGCAGGCCACAGCAGUCUGUGGGCACUGCCCAUGUAUGCCACAGCAAUCUAUGUCAUGGAGAGGCUGAGGGCCCUGAUGCUCGCUCAGAAUCACCCACUGACUGUGCGGCUCAUGCUCUACACUGUUUUCAUCUACCUGUGGGAGUUCAGCUGGGGUGUGGGGCUUAGUUUGUUGGGAGCCUGUCCAUGGGACUACUCAGGCCAUAGGUACAACCUGGGAGGACUGAUAACUCUGGACUAUGCACUUCCCUGGGCUGUGGCUGCAUAUAUAGCAGAACAGCAUGUGAUCAGGCACACUUUAAGAAUAAGACUGCAUAACUGA